GUUAGGACGUGUAGUUUUGGCGUCUUUGGUCGCUGUAGUUGGUUCUCCAUUUUGAAUUUUCUUCGAAGCCGAGCUGCGGAGUGAAAAAUUGCUGUAAAAAGAAUAAUAUUGCUUUUGUGGACUAGAAAGUAGUGCUAAAGUGAAUCUGCGGCACAACAAUAAAAUAUGGUCGGUUCACGAGUCUACGUUGGAGGUUUGCCGUACGGCGUACGUGAGCGUGAUUUGGAAAGAUUCUUCAAAGGGUACGGUAGAACCCGCGAUAUCCUGAUUAAGAAUGGAUAUGGUUUUGUGGAAUUCGAAGAUUAUCGAGACGCCGAUGAUGCUGUAUAUGAAUUAAACGGGAAAGAACUACUUGGGGAAAGAGUGGUAGUUGAGCCGGCCCGAGGAACAGCACGUGGACCUGGUGGUCGUCGUGAGCAUGACCGCUACGAUCGUUAUGAUCGCCGUGGAGGGCGCUACGAUAAAAAUAGCAGCAAUUCCAGGAACAGUUCUCGUUACGGGCCACCGCUAAGAACCGAAUACCGGUUGAUUGUGGAAAACCUCUCAUCUCGCGUAAGCUGGCAGGAUCUGAAAGACUACAUGCGCCAAGCAGGAGAAGUCACGUACGCUGACGCGCACAAGCAGCGCAAGAACGAGGGGUACUCCGGGAAAGGUGGAAACACUGGCGUCGUUGAAUUCGCUACGAGCUCCGACAUGAAGACCGCCAUCGAGAAGCUGGACGACACCGAACUGAACGGACGGCGCAUUCGGCUGGUAGAGGAUCGCAACGGGCGCAGCGGACGAAACGGUCGCGGAAGAUCGCGCUCCUCGAGCAGCCGUUCGCGGUCCCGUUCGCGCCGCCGUUCUCGGUCCCGUUCCCGGUCGCGUCGCUCGUCGCGCAGUCGUUCCAAGUCCCGCAGCCGCUCCAAAUCGAAGAACGGAUCGAAAUCCCCGGAAAAAUCUCGUUCCCGUUCCCGCUCGCGUUCUAACAAAUCCCGCGAACGCGACUCCAAGUCCAAAUCUCGUUCUCGGUCUCCGAAGCGCGAUCGCGAUGAGUCUCGCUCGCGAUCUCGUUCCAAAUCCGAACGCCGUUCGCAUAGCCGAUCCAAGUCCAAGGACAACAAGUCCCAUUCCCGGUCCCGGUCGCAUUCCCGUUCGCGCUCACGGUCACGUGGAUCCCGUGACCGUUCCCAUUCCCAGGACAAGCGCGACAAAUCCCGCUCGGUGUCACCCAAAAACAAUGACCACUCGCCGGAUCGCAACGAGAGCAUGGACGAUUAAACGCAGCAAUGCCAUUCGUGGUUAAAUGAUUUAAUGGGGUUGGGAUUAAAUACACACACACGCAUUACACGUAUGGAAACACACACCAGCAACGCGCUUAUCAUGAUGAUGUGAAUAUGUCAUUAUUUCCUAUGCUAGGGAAACAAAUAAUUGAAAGAUCGUUUGGGAGGUAGCAAAGCAUAUAUGCUUUUACACAUAAACAGAAUACAAUUAAGUGGUGACUUAUGCUAUGUUUUUGUUCAGAUUUUAUGAUACAAAAUCAUGUAAUAUCUCUUGAUCAUAGUUUUUAACAGUAAAGAUGUGUUUCCUAAAGCAAAAUCUAUCUCUUCUAAGGUUAGUUCUGUCAACGAAGCAUAAACAUAAAGAUUAACUUUUACCGUUUGUUGAUGAAGCGUAGCUGUAGCUCCAUUGGAUGUCCUUCACCACUGUCGGCAGGAGGCAAACGAAAACGCAAAUGACAGAUCUCACAGGUAGACAGACAUGAGUAACCCGUUAUGCUACAAAUUUUACCCUCUCAAUUUCUUGCGGAGGCAGUCGGUACUAACCCUUAGUUUUAGUAAUGGACCUGUAAUUCUAACUGCGACAAGGAACGCUUUAUGAUAGGUUUUGUAAACGGGGAUUCACGUCCAGAUGUAUCCUCGUAGGACUUCAUUCAAUUGUGAAAGUAGUAAUGUAGCGUAAAUAUUUUCAGUAAAUAAUACAACUCUAGUUCUGCGCGUACCUUGUUGUGUGACACAUCAUGCAAUAGUGGGUAUGCCUAUGUAAUCACAGAUUUAAGAAAUAAAUAGAAUUAA
Sabethes cyaneus is the source of this 2054-nucleotide messenger RNA. RefSeq names its product serine-arginine protein 55 (gene B52). NCBI's taxonomy places the organism in Eukaryota, Metazoa, Arthropoda, Insecta, Diptera, Culicidae. The record is from RefSeq and is a predicted model, not a curated record. The coding region runs from base 166 to 1260 and encodes 364 amino acids. The transcript has 9 exons. Gene Ontology annotation, cellular component: ribonucleoprotein complex; cytoplasm; nucleus. Gene Ontology annotation, molecular function: mRNA binding. Gene Ontology annotation, biological process: mRNA splice site recognition; alternative mRNA splicing, via spliceosome.